Molecule: messenger RNA, 1741 nt
Organism: Teleopsis dalmanni
Lineage: Eukaryota; Metazoa; Arthropoda; Insecta; Diptera; Diopsidae
Product: solute carrier family 2, facilitated glucose transporter member 1-like
Exons: 7
Coding region: 54-1589 (511 amino acids)
Biological process (GO): monosaccharide transmembrane transport
Cellular component (GO): membrane
Molecular function (GO): hexose transmembrane transporter activity
Source: RefSeq, a predicted model, not a curated record
UAAUAUAAAAAUAAACUUCCGCAAAUAGUGUAAGAAAUUUUUAUUUUAAAAUUAUGGAAAAUGAGAAAAAUGCACUUUAUGCACGAACCACAGUGGAAAUAUCAAAUAACGUCAAUGCUGAUUUAAUUAAAAAGCCACGCCAGACGGAACUCAACCAGAAACCACAAUGGGGAAAACUUCUAUCUCUGGUAGGUUAUGCCACUACAUUUGGUUCCGCCGUGCCGGUAGGCUAUUGCAUUGGCGUCAUAAACAGUCCAGCGAAUUUGAUAAAAGUUUGGUGUAAUGAAACUCUAAUUACUCGGUAUGAUGCUUACUUAAGUGAGUCCGGUAUUGAUAUAUUAUGGUCUUCGAUCGUUUCGAUAUUUUUAGUGGGUGGUGCCAUUGGCUCGCUAGGUGGCGCUUGGGCUGCUAAUAAAUUCGGCAGAAAAGGCUGCUUUUUAAUCAGUGGUCUACUCUUCACAUUAGGUGCCUUGAUGUUUUUCUUUUGCCGUUUGGCAACUUCCGUUGAAAUGUUGCUAUUGGGUCGUCUACUCGUAGGCUUAGCGUCAGGUCUAACCACAGCAUCACUGCCAAUGUAUUUAACGGAAGUUGCACCACUUGCUUUGCGUGGCACAUUUGGCGUCUUUUGUGCAGUUGGCGUGACAGGAGGUGUAGUGGUUGGUCAAGUUUUCAGUUUAAGUCAAGUGUUCGGAACUGAAGAUCAAUGGCACUAUGCUUUGAGUUUUUACAUAGUACUUGUAGUAAUAUGUUAUACUCCAUCGUAUAUUUAUCCAGAGAGUCCAAAAUAUUUAUAUAUUGUGAAAAAAGAGCAUGAGAAAGCACGUAGAGAAUUGAUACGUUUACGUGGCAUUGAAGCCAUGGACGCAAUUAAGAACGAAAUUGAAGAAAUGGAAGUUGAAGCUAAUAACAAAGUACAAAGUAGCGGCUUUUGCGCGGUUUUACGAGAUCCUGCAAUGUUAUUACCAUUAGUUAUUGUAUGUUGUUUUCAUGGUGGUCAACAAUUGAGCGGCAUAAAUGCAAUAUUUUAUUAUUCAGUAUCAAUUUUUGAAAAGGCUGGGCUCACAACUCCUCAAGCCGAAUGGGCUAAUCUUGGCGCUGGUUGCCUUAAUUUAGCUACCUCAUUUCUUGGGCCUGUACUAAUGGCCAAAGUAAAUCGCCGCCCGUUAAUGAUGUUCUCCAGUGCGAUAUGCUCGGGCUUCCUUUUCGCCAUUGCCUUCAUUUUAUACUAUAUCGAAACUGCCAAUUGGUUUGCAAUUGCUUGCAUUGUCUGCAUCAUGGGCUACAUAUUUUUCUAUCAAUUCGGUCUUGGUCCUAUACCAUACUUUAUCGGUGCAGAACUCUUUGAAGUAGCACCACGUCCUGUGGCCAUGUCGAUGGGUAGUUUAUCUUCGUGGUCUUGCAAUUUCAUAAUAGGUAUGACAUUUCCAAGCCUACAAAAAGCUUGGGGUGCCUUUGUGUUUAUACCAUUUUCUGUAACUUGUGCAUUACUUUUCCUACUAACGAAAUUCUAUUUACCCGAAACCCGUGGUCGCGAUCCCUCGGAAGUCGCACCGCUCGUUUCAAAAGGUUUUCGGUCAAAAGUGAGAUAAAGGCUAUCGUAGUUAUCUUUAUUAAAUAAGAAAUUUCUAUCACAAAAUUAGGCACAAAUUAUACUAUGUACAUAGGAUGUCCAAUUAUAGUUUCGAAUUUAUUAAAAUUUAAUUAACACAUAAUAUAAUAGGUUUUUUUUUAAACUGUUCAC